AUGAAAGUCCGCUCGUCUGUGUUUGCCUCGUUUAUUCUCAUAUUUGAAGUUAUCGGUGUCGCCCUCUUCCUGAGGGGUUUCUUCCCUGUGCCUGUGAAGUCUUCCUUCUCCUCCAAGAGCAAGCUGUCGGACCAGCCGGCAGAGCCCCUGACAGGGGGCUCCCACAACUCCUCCCGGCCUCCCCAGCCCCUCUUCAAGCGGGUGGUCCUCAUGUUGGUGGACGCUCUGCGGGAGGACUUUGUGUUUGGACCCAAUGGGAGGAAGUACAUGCCGUACACCAGACACCUGGUGGAGAGGGGCUCCACACACAGUUUCGUGGCCAAAGCCAGAGCUCCCACAGUCACCAUGCCCAGGAUUAAGGCUCUUACCACUGGCAGUAUCCCAGGCUUCAUUGAUGUGGUAAUGAACCUAAAUUCCCCCGCACUGCUGGAAGACAACCUCAUUUGGCAGGCCAAAACAGCCGGGAAGAGGAUAGUCUUCUAUGGAGAUGACACCUGGGUGCGCCUCUUCCCCAAGCACUUCAUGGAGUAUGACGGCACGACCUCUUUCUUUGUAUCGGACUACACUGAGGUUGACAACAAUGUGACCCGUCACUUGGACAGCACCCUUAAGAGAGAUGACUGGGACAUUUUGAUCCUUCACUACCUGGGCCUUGACCAUAUCGGCCAUGUCAGUGGGCCCUACAGUUCACCCAUCCAGCCCAAACUGCUGGAGAUGGACGACAUCCUGAAGAAGAUCCACGGCUCCCUUAUUUCAAAGGAGGCAGAGGGAUCCUUGCCCUACCUGCUGGUGCUGUGUGGAGACCACGGGAUGUCGGAGACUGGCAGCCACGGAGGCUCGUCGGAGCCUGAAGUCAACACUCCCCUGGUGCUCCUCAGCCCCGCCUUCAGAAGGAAAGUGGGGAUGGAGCAGCCCGGUGUGGUGGAGCAGGUGGACCUGACUCCGACCCUGGCUCUGGGACUCGGCCUGCCCAUCUCUCAGAACAGCGUGGGUCGCGUCAUCCCGGGCGUCCUGGAGGAGAGCCCGCUCCGGGACCAGCUGCGUUUCCUGCACCUCAACGGCCAUCAGCUCAGCUGCCUGCUCAGAGACAGCAUACCAGAACAUGAGAAAGUGUCGGGCUUCGAGCAGUUCCGUGUGGCGGAGAAAUCCCACGGGAGUUGGGUGAAGCUGUACCUGGAGGGCAACACCUCUGAGGUGCUGACCAACAUGGGAAAAAAGGUCCUGAAGCAGUACCUGGAGGCCCUGGCUGCCAUGAGCUCUGCCCUCAGCAAGCAGCUGGGCAAGUACGACAUGUACUCCAUGAUCGCAGGCAUGGUCUUCGUGUUUCAGCUCCUGGUGGUCUUACUGCUGGCCAUGCCAGAAGCCUUGAGUGGUGCAGCAGAAGUGGACCUCCCAGUCCUCCCAGCGCUGCUCUCCUUGCCUUUCUACCUCUUGUGCCUGCUGCUCGCCUCAGUGCACGUCCUUGUGUGCACAUCUGCUGAGAGCUCCUGUUACUUCUGCAGCCUCUCCUGGGGUCUCGUGUUUGCUGCUGUUGCCUUCUCCUCAGCAAUGUUCUGUAUUCUGGUCUCUAUGGCAACAAGGCGACUUCCUCUGGGACCAAAGAUUCCCGGGAAGUCCCCGUCGAGGAGCAGCGGCAGUGAGUGGGCGCUGUCAGAGCUGGAUGUUUUGCUGCUGGCCGGCACAGCGGGCCACACUUUCAGCCUGGCGGCCAGCAGCUUCGUCGAGGAGGAGCACCAAACCUGGUACUUCCUGCUCAACACGCUCUGCCUCGCCGUCUUCCAGGAUGUCUGCCGCAAGUACUUCAGAGAGCGCAGCACCUCUGGGGAUGAGGAAGAGCACUUGCUCCCCUCCAAAGACUGUCACCCCUCUGUCCACCCGCAGGCGGAGGUUUGCUCAGAGAGGUGGCUAGCGCUAGCCACGCCGCCCUUGACUCUGGCCUGCUGCCGGCUGCUGCGCUCCCUCAACCAGACUGGGGUGCAGUGGGCCCAUCUUCCUGACAUGGGACACUGGCUGAACAGCUCCGAACACAAGAUGGUUCUGUCCCUGCUGGCUGCUCUCUCGCUGACUCUCAUCUACUUCCUGAUUCAAAGACGAUGUUCAUGGGUGUCCAAAAUCGCCUUGGCCCUCGGACUUCUGGGUGUUUACAGCUACCGGGCAGCGGUUGGCAAUGUCUUGUUUCCUUGGCAACAUGCUGGCCGAAAUGUGUCCAAGGGCACAGUGGAGGCACGCUUUGUUUACGUCUUUGUUUUGGGGAUCCUCUUCACGGGCACUAAGGACCUGUUGCGCUCCCAAAUCAUUACAGCAGAUGCCCGGCUGAAAAGCAGAGGCUUAUGGGAAAUUUACAGUGGCCUGGUUUUGUUGGUGUCAUUGUUAUUUCGAGCUCACAACCUGCCAGUCCUGUGCUGCUGCCUGCUGAUUCAGACCCUUAUGGCUCAGUUCAUCUGGAAGAAACUCCACUACGAUGCUGCCCAGACCACCAUCAUGCACUACUGGUUCGGUCAAGCCUUCUUCUACUUCCAGGGGAAUUCCAACAACAUCGGCACAGUUGACAUUUCAGUUGGCUUUGUUGGACUGGAAAGUUAUGUGGAAGCACCCGCCAUCUUCCUAACAGCCCUGAGCACCUACGCAGGGCCGCUGCUCUGGGCGUGUCACCUCAUCUGCUACCUCAGCUCAGAGACGGACAGGAGCCCGGUUGCAGUCGGCCAUGGCUGCUACUGCCUGGCCCUACUGAGGUCUGUGCCAGCGGCGGCUUACAUUGUGUUGGUAACGGUCCUGCGCUACCACCUCUUCAUAUGGAGCGUCUUCUCACCCAAACUGCUUUAUGAGUCCAUGCACACGCUGCUAACUGCUGGAGUCUGCCUCUUCUUUAGCACGAUGGAGCAAAGCCACAGCUCCAGCAAGUCCUAGGGAGCCAAAGACUGAGGAUCUUCCGUUACUAAAAACAGGCAAGGGCCCAACACAGCCUCUCGAUUACCAUGUGUACAAAAUACACUUUUCAGACAAAUAUCCACUACAAUAUGGUCACACUCUCUCUGCAGUACACUCUCCUCACUGAGUGCGAAUAGAUGCAUUUAUCUGAGAAAGUUCAUCCUCUGGACUCGUUGUAUAUUUACUGUGCAAAAAAAUAAUAAUAACUUCACAAUGCACUUAGUGUAAUAUUGUAUUUUUAUGAGCAGGUUUAUUUAAAUGUUUCCAAGAGGAAAGAAAUGAUUGUGGAUGAAUAAAUGUGAAAUGAUACAAAGAUGAUUUUUGACAAAGAGCAACUUUUUUUUUUUUCACCUGCUAAUAAAUUGCCUCAGGGACUAGUGUACAGUGAGCUGCCUCGGUGUUUGGAUGGCAAUAACACAACAUUUGAUGUUUUGGAUGAGACAGGAUGUAAUGACUGAGAUUAAAAUACACUCUUUCAACUUUAAUUUGAGGAUACUUUUACCCAAAUGUGCAGUUAAACAACUAGUCAAGUCAGUUUUAUUUGUAUAGCCCAGUAUCACAAAUUACAGAUUUGACUCAAGGGGCUUUACAGAAAUACAGCCUCCUCUGUCCUAAGACCCUCACAUCGGAUAAGGAACAACUCCCUUAAAACAACAACCAUGUAACGGGGAGAAAAAAAAAGGAAGAAACCUCAGGGAGAGCAAGAGGGGAGGGAACUGUGGUCUUCAUUGUUCAGUCUCCACAUUUCAGGGUGCAGAAAAAUAUGCUGAUGCAUUAGGAUUAUUUCAUAAAAUAGUUUUUCUCUAUAUGUUGUCAAAUAUAUUUACUGUACAAUGACUUCAAGAGAUCUGCAGUCCAUUUUCAUCCCUGCACUUUUUCUGCUGUCAUGUUCUCCUUUCAGCUCCCCCCCCCCCCCCCCCUUUGUGUGUCUCAGUGAGGAUUUAGCUGUGACUCUGGCACAAAAUUAGAAAGAGGCAGCGUGAAGUAAAUGCCCAGCAAAAUUAGUGUAAAUGAACAAGGUUCAGUUAUCUUGUCAGCUUUAAAUCAUGAUGCUCCUGCCACAGAGCUUAAAGCUCAUCAUGAAUACGUUUCUCCCUGCUGCACAUCUGAGUUCUGCAGAGGUCCGUAAAAAAAAAUCAUUAACACAAAGCUCCGAGAUAUAAAGCCAGUUUAAAAUCAGCACGCUCCCUCAUCACUGUUUUAAGAUGAACAUCAGCAGCUUCAAGUAUUUUUCCCCCUUGUUUGUUUGUCUCAUUUUCCCCAAAUAGUUCAAUAGAAGCUAUAAUAAGGAGAAAAAAUUACUGAAGUCAUUUAUGCCCACCUGCUGUGAAGCUCAGUUGCAGGAGCAUGAUAAUUCAGCGCUUGUUUGACUCCUCAAACCCUUGUUUACCUGCUCUCAUUCACCCAGCUGAAAGCUCAUAAAUAUACAUUGGAAUUUUGAAAAACAUAAAUUAUACAAUUUUGAGUAGUCUAGGGAUGGUUAUGGGUCGCAGAUCUCUACAUCUCAGCCUGUCAAUUCAAUAUGACUGAAAAUUCCCUCAAAGUAAAGCUGGCAAGUUAGCUGGCAGUCAUCCAAAGUAAUAAGAGUAUGGAGCCAAAAUAUCAAACAAUGUGUUGCCGGCCAAGUACUUAUUGAGCUCACUGUAUUAUUAUAGUAUCUAACUGAUUACUUUGACUCCAGGCAUUUUGACAGUAGAAUCAGGAAAUGGAAAUAUUCAUGCAGCAGUCACAACAAGACUCAUCAACCCAUCUGUGUCUCAAACUCAUGAGAUCGUCUCACCAAGUUCACACAUGUAAUCCAUAUCAUAAUGCUCUGAGAGACGUAUUACCGCCUGCACAGCGUAGCACUGUAAUAAAUUAUUGAAGUGAUCGAUUCAGGGGUGACAGCACCAAGCAAAAAUGGAGAUCUGUCCAGAAAAAAAAAGUUCAAAGAUUUUGGGUUAAAACUAGAAUAUGCAGCUUCUCUCGUUGAGGCAGUAAUGAGAAUUGUACGUUCCCAUCUCAUCACUUGUAACUCAUCCUGAUGAGCUGUCUACCUUGAAAUGGCAUCUAGCCUGAGGCUGAGGUAGCUGCCAUCCGUAAAGCCACCGCAGGCUUUGAAGAAAUCACACAGUGAAAAGGAAGAAUUAAAAAAAGCAAUGGCGACGCGCUCACCCUGUUUUUGAACAGGUCUUUUGCUGAUGCCAGGCGCUUCAAUGAGCUCUCUUGUCUUACCGCUCCCCGCCAUUGUCGUUGCGUGCGUCGUGGCUGCUAGCCUCACUUGAUUGACACAAUAAAGACACUAGACACUCCCACAGCAAACGGUCCACACCGAAAUGUCAUGAACAUCACGGAAAAGCCGACUUCAAGCAAACAAAGCUGUGAAAGCUGAUAACUUCACAGCCUACAAGUAUUUACCUCACAUUUGUGGCAGAGCACUAAUGUACUUACCACCGCAGCCUCCGAGCCAGGCGCAAAAAUUGUGGUUUGUAAAAUUAGUGCACUCACAGCCAUGAGCUGGCCUCACUGAUUAGAAAAGUGUGUGAACCCGUUCUAAAGUGACAGCAUAAACUGUCAAGUACCUUUCCUGUUUUCAUGUGAGGGCUCUCACAUGGGCUUGACAUGGACCUCCACAGAGCAGCUCAUGUGGCAGCAGCUCAUGGACUGGAGAGCAGGAUCUCCACCCCUCAUCCUGUCGCUGUCCCGUGUAUUCCACCGCCCAGAGCUGGCCCGAUAAUUCCACCCACAAAUCACAGUGAAAUAAUUCGUUCAGUCUGAUCUUCUACCACCAUAAUACUGCCAUGGCAGCUCAUGAACUAUGCAUAGGAGGAAGAUAAUAUGGGAGGAAAGCGCAUGAUAUAGCUACUACUUUAUUGUAAUGAUAGACGGGCCUUCCUUCUAUGACUGCAAUUCUUCAGGUGACUUUCAGGAUGGAUUGGCAUUCCACUCUGACAAACAAAAAUGAAUGUCAGCUUUUGCAGACGUCCCGGUAGUUUUUUCAAAGGUGAGGUGUUUGAUCAUUCCCGCUGCAUUGAUCAUUAGCUUCCAGGCACUAAAUUAAAAAAUGAUACUUUAUUUUAUGAGUUGUGUGGGGCCUAAGGAUAUUCAUGGCACUUUAGGUCACCGUAUAUGAUUGAAUCAGUGAAGUGAUGAUCUGUGAGAUUCUUGGUUUUCUUGAUUUCGGGGACUUACUCGAUGCCAAGUGCUCAUUCCUGCGCGGCAAUCAAACAGUGUGGGCAGGACUCUAGGUGGCGCUCUUUUCUUGGUCUGCUCAUGCUGAUAUAAAAUGUUAAAAGCUUCCUGUGCGCCAGAGGGUUUUACUGGAAAAGACUUGCCAGACACCGGGGGGCUUACUCAUAAAACUUAGCAGCAGGUUGAGUGUGACGUUAGACGCAGGUACGACCACAGCAGUGUGUUUUCUCGUUCAUUAGCAUGAAAUACUGGCUGCUUGUUAGUGUUAACAUUUUUCCAGCACUCCCGCCCCUUUUGAUCAUUUCGUAGUGUGAAAGCCGUUCAUACAAACACACCACAGGGCAAAGUUACUUUGUGUCUCAAGGCAGUAAUUAUCAUUAGUAACAAGUGGAAAUGUUUAAUAAAUAUGACUCGCACGUUGCCUUUGCAGCUAUUAAUUAGUGCCUGGCCGAUACGGGGAGAUCGCUGCCGAUUUUAAAAGUCACUGAUUACCGAUAUGGAAGCCUGUUAAGUGAAUUUUUGAACUGGAAUGAAAAUUGAUCUUUUCUAUGUGGAUUGUGCACCAAUAUUACUAUGCAGAGGUACUCAGAAGGCUGCUUUCUUAAACAAUUAACUUUAUUAAAGAAUAUUCAACAUUAUUAUAAAUUGGCAACUAAUUCUGGAAAUGAACAUUGAGAAGAUCAAAAAUAACCACACACACACACACACAUACACAUAUUGCUCAAAGCAUCUUUUUCUGCAUUAUUUUCUAUUAAGAGGAAGAAGGUUUUCGAAACAGUGCUUUUUGUUCAACAUAUAUAUGACAGCAGUAUAUCUGUGAUGGGCCAAUAUCGGCCGGCUGCUGUAUCUGUCAGGCACUACUAUUAAUUACCACUGUGAUUGUGGUUGGAAAAGCCAGGUAUGAUUCGUUUUACGUCCAAGAUUGCAAGUGCAGCGGUGGGACUGUGUGAUUCUGACUUGUCUCCUCAUACAAAGUUCUACAGGAGACAUUUUUGGUUUGCUGUGCCUUUCUGACACUCCCCUUCAGUCCAAUGCGCUGAGACACAGGCGCGGACAAGGUGUUAAAUAUGUGAACCUUAAUUAACAUCUUGGUUUUGAUUGGCUCUCGGCCGAGCUACAACUGAGGAUAACACAGCGCUGAGGUGGCUCCGUCACGGUAUUCACAGCUGUGGUAAACGUAUUAAUUAGGUAAAAUUACUGGAGCGCGGAUUUCGCAUGCCGCCAUUGUGUUUUCCGUUGAGUUUUAUGAAUGCGCCCCUGGGUGUUUAGAACAGCAAAUGGAAAAAAAGCUUUCAUGAAUUGUCAGUAGGUGGAAUUGCUAUAGCAAAACAGAAUUUAAUUUACAUGUACACAUCACAGAAUAUUACUUUAACGCACGAGGCAGAAUAUUGUCAAAUGUCCAUUACACCUGGAAUUACAGUAAAUAACUCGCUCGUGGGUUUUCUUGCUGUAUUAAACUUUAUCACCAAGUCCAGUCUGCUGUGGAAAAGGCAGGUUUGGUUCAGUAAGGGAUGUGCUGAGGCAUCGGUCCGUGAAAAAUUUGACUGGGACAAAAGCAACAGCGAGGCCAAAGCAAAUAUAGGGUCGAAGAGCAAGCAGGGGACACUGGCUGAGGUUACUGGGUAAUAGUCACUUUAACAAGCUCCCGUGAUACUGUUUGCAGCUCAUAGUGCUGUAAAAACUGAAUAUUGCCAAUGCUACCUGGUAUAUUUUAUGUACUGGGGAGAGUAGUUUCACUUAUGUUGAUUUAUGUGUGGUCUUCUCCCAAAACCUUUUCAUGGAUUGACCUGCAAAACCUCCCUGCACGACCGGAGCAACAUCAAGACUAAAAGCUUCACCUCACGAGUCUGGUGUGGCUACACUUUGUUUGCUACGGCCAACUUCUGAAACUGGGAGCUGGACUACGGUCUACCUGACUGAAAGAAUGUCAGAAUGUACUAAAGAAUGCUUUUAUAACUCCAUCGACAUAGAAAUAAGACAUUUCAGUAUCGUUUUCCAUGAGGUGUGCUAAAUUUCUUCGGUUACAAAGUUGAAUCAAUCAGCUCGGUGAACUUGUGUAUUUGUGUGAGAGUCUUGUUUCCACCACCAUGUCGGAGCCAGGUACAGCACAUACCUGAGGCCUGCGUGACUCAAGUGUUUAAAUAUGUAUUUAUUUUGUCGGAAUGCACCUGCAUUUUUUAUUCCAUAUGCCUCUCCUUUGGUGUUUUUUUUUUCCUUAAAGUAAUACUGAAACCUAACUGUUCUUUGUGUCUUUUUAUUUGUGUGUUUUGUUGUUUGGAAAAAUAUGUCAAAAACUAAAAGGAGUGUGUUUCAUCUCAAUGUUUUAAAGACCCCCUUCACUCAAAAAUGUGUUUUUCUGAUGUUCCUGUCCCCUAAAAUAUCUGACCUUUAUUAUUCUGACUGGUAUCAGUGCAACGUUUGUCACAAGAGAGGUGUUUUCAUACUCCUCUACUGAAGGUGGAGGUGUGUGUGCACAAGCCCCUAAAAUCUGAGAUUCAGACGUACCCCGGGCUCACUAGAGUUGGUCCUUCACAAAUCCUGCAGCCGGUCCUGUCAGCUGACACGCUGCUGCUUUGCGUAUCAUUAGCAGCAGCUCCACCGGUCAUGCUGCUGGUGCUGGACUGCUAGUCAUGUUUUGUUUAUAAAAAAAAUAAAAUAAAAUAAACUGCAAGUGGCUGCUUCACAUGAAAAAUGUUAGUGUAACUAAGAGAUUUGCUGAAAAAAAAUCUUUUGUACAUGGUCAGAUUAUCAAAUAUGGAACAAUGUUGACGCCUGUAGCAGAGCAGCACCUCAUUCUGUGGACAGAGCUUCGGUUACGAGCUGGUGUGGGGGCUUUUUGCAUAUUCAUACAUUUGCACAUUUUUUAAGGAACAAUGGGAUUUUAGGAUGUUUUUUUUUUUUUUUUUUUUUUUUUUUUUUUUUACUAUUGAUGAGCAGAGAUUAUGUUUAGGGGCUUAAUAAAUGACUGGAGGGGGACUUUAAAAUUGCAAAUUUAGCUCCUGCUCAUUAUUUGUGUAUUUAAUAGUAACUAUGCAAUCCAGCUAGUGUAUUUGUAUAUAUUUGUUUGCCUCCGUUAUCCUUUUUUGUGUGGAGUGUUUUAAAUUAAUGAAUUUAGAGCUGAAAUUAAAAUAAGGGGUUUUCUUUUUUUUCCUUUUUGUACCUACCUUUAUCUAAUUUAUAUAUCAUUCAUUUCUUCUCUGAAUGAGUUUUGCUUUUGAUUGCUUUUUCUUACCACAAAUCUGCAACAAAUGUGAUACAAAAGCUGGGUGACUGAUGACUGUUGACCAAAACAUUUUUAAUCAAGAAUCAUUCUUUUAAAACGAUUAAUUUAAUUCAUUUCUGUCCCUGAAAUUGAAAUAAAUUCUUUUACUUUGCUGUAUAAA
This is a messenger RNA of Myripristis murdjan (pinecone soldierfish), 9482 nucleotides long. RefSeq names its product phosphatidylinositol glycan anchor biosynthesis class G (EMM blood group) (gene pigg). Gene Ontology annotation, biological process: GPI anchor biosynthetic process. Bases 1 to 2907 code for a protein of 968 amino acids. Gene Ontology annotation, cellular component: endoplasmic reticulum membrane. NCBI's taxonomy places the organism in Eukaryota, Metazoa, Chordata, Actinopteri, Holocentriformes, Holocentridae. The record is from RefSeq and is a predicted model, not a curated record. The transcript is spliced from 13 exons.